AUGUCGGGGUAUGAGACGGUGCUGUUCGUCGCACGCGAGUGCUUCGUGUACCGCGUGCCGCCACGCUCGUCCACGGCAGGCUACAAAGCGGGCGAGUGGGGCGACAUGGAGGCGUUCCUCUGGAAAGGCCGAUUGCGCAUCAUGGAGUCGUCCAUCUCACCCACCUGCUCCAUUCGUCUCGAAGACGGCGAUACCGGUGAACUGUUCGCCGAAUGCCCCUACGAUGUGAAGGGCACCUCCGUCGAACCUGUUCUCGACUCGAGCAGGUACUUUGUCCUCAGGGUCGAGUCGCAAGGUCCAGACGGCGCGAAGAAGAAGGCGUACAUCGGAAUGGGUUUCCAAGACCGCAGCGAUAGCUUUGAUUUCAAUGUGGCGCUCCAGGACUGGACAAAACGCCAAAAAGCAGCCGCAAGCCGCGGCACCAACCCCGAGACCGACGAUGGCGCACUUAUCGACGAGGGACCCUCACCACACCUGCCCUCAGGCCCAAAGAAGGACUUCAGCCUUAAAGAGGGCGAGACCUUCGCGAUCAAAAUCCCCGGAGGAGGCGGAAGGAAGAUCACAUCCUCAUCCAGCUCCUCCUCCAACACCUUUGGCGCAGGCUUCGGCGGUGCACCGCUGCUGCCGCCUCCACCAAGCAAGAAGCGCUGA
Moesziomyces antarcticus is the source of this 651-nucleotide messenger RNA. Its product is annotated as adaptin ear-binding coat-associated protein 1 NECAP-1. Gene Ontology annotation, cellular component: membrane; clathrin vesicle coat. The record is from RefSeq and is a predicted model, not a curated record. Gene Ontology annotation, biological process: endocytosis. Bases 1 to 651 code for a protein of 216 amino acids. NCBI's taxonomy places the organism in Eukaryota, Fungi, Basidiomycota, Ustilaginomycetes, Ustilaginales, Ustilaginaceae. The transcript is spliced from 3 exons.